AUGAGAGGUUGUGUGAAAAUUAUUCGUCUUCUGCUGAACUACAAAGACACAGACUCAAAGUUCUUCUUCUGGACACACUGGCUUUUCUUCUCUCUUCUCUUCUUUGUGGAUAUUAUGGCUAAUAACACAACAAGUUUAGGGAGCCCAUGGCCAGAAAACUUUUGGGAGGAUGUGAUAAUGUCCUUCACGGUAUCCGUGGCAACGGUACUUGUAAUCGGAGGAUUUAUUUGGGCUUUGUCUGUCUGUUUGUCUCGAAGAAGGGCCAGCGCCCCCAUCUCGCAGUGGAGUUCAAGCCGGCGAUCCAGAUCUUCGUAUACCCACGGCCUCAACAGAAAUGGAUUUUACCGCCACAGUGGCUGUGAACGUCGAAGCAACCUCAGCCUGGCAAGCCUCACUUUCCAGCGACAAGCUUCCCUGGAACAAGCCAAUUCCUUUCCAAGAAAAUCAAGCUUCAGAGGCUCAACUUUCCACCCCUUUCUGCAAUGCCCACCACUUCCUGUGGAAACUGAGAGUCAGCUGGUGACUUUCCCUUCAUCCACUACCUCCUCCACCAUCAACACUUCCCACAGCCUCGGCCGUCCAGAUUUCCACUGGUCCAAUAACAAUCUUCGGAUUGGCAUUUCACCACCACCCCCACCUGCCUAUGAGUCCAUCAUAAAGGCUUUCUCGGACUCCUGAGUAGGGUGCUUCUGUUUUCGUUUCUUUCUUUUCUUGUUUUUUAUUGAAGGGAAAUUACAAAUAGGCAAAACAGAAUUUUGAGGACAUGGCCCAAAUGCCUAAUGAGUUUCCAAACUGAAAUAUGCACACACAAGUUGGACAUCACAAUGUAAAACAGAUUUCCUUUUUUUUUUUUUCUCUCACACACAAAAAUAAUAUUUUUCCAAAUAGUUAUAUAUUUAUGUAUUUUGUAUUCAACGUGGGAAUUUUUAAAGAUAGCGAUUCUUACCAAAGAAUCAACUGGAUACAGUAUAUAUGUCUUUUAGACUAAAACAAAAACUUUGGAUUUUUGUGGUUUACAAUUUUUACUCAAUGUCCAAUGUGACUAUAAAGGGGAAAAAAUUACUGUGUAACUUUAAAAAAUUCCUGUCUUAAGGGAUUUUAGUUUAACUUUCUUAAGAAAGACAAGUGAAUCAUUUGACAAUCUUGGAUUUUUAGUGAUUUUAUGGACAUAAAAUGAUGGAACAUAGGAGAUUCUAAUGUUUCUUGAUUUUACUCAUUUGUGACAAGUGAGGAAAUCAAGCAAAGAAAGCUGAACUCAGUGAGUGUUACAGAAUAGUGCAAUUCUGACACUUAUUUUUCCCCCAACUCCUUUUGUUCUUUUCCCAAGAAUAGUUAUCCUCUUUACUGAGGCAAAAUCCUCGGAUUUACUCACUUGAUUUGACCUUUCUUUACUGUUUUCGUUAUAUUAUUAUAAAAACAAUAGCAAAUCCAAUUCAUUUGCUCUAAAAACAAACUCUAAUACUGAGUUUACAUUUUUCUUAAGGGAUAAACUUUAUUCCUUACAUUUAAAUCUAGCAAUGGGGAAAGCUUGUUACCUAAGGAUUUUCUGUAACUUCAAAGACAAAUAAAGGAGGGCUAGUAGAGAGAAAGUCUGUUAUCCAAAUUAGAUGUUACAGCCGUGAAGAAUUUUCCUUCCUGGAUGAGCCCAUCAGUCAUCAUCUUUUAUUUACUUCUCUAUGGAUUUCAACCUCAGCUUCUGUGAAGAGUCUUUGUACAAACAUGAAACUAUGCCAGCUGGUCCUUGGUGCAGACAGUUAUUUAAGGAGUCCAUCUCCACAAGAAGCCACCCUUUUAAAGGAAGAGAGCUUCAGUGGCCAGAGAUGACUGGCUGGUCUUUUUCAUUUAAGGACAUGAGUUCCCAGAAUUAUUACUCAGAAGACCUGGGGUUUGUUUCUGAUAUAGUGAAUAUUUAGCUUAUGUUGCUGUUUCUUCUCUGAACACUGGGAUUUUCCGUGAAGAAAAAUGUCCUCUCAUGAUAAUUUCUGCAAUGCAGCAGUCCCAGCUAAUGGUGUCUGAAUACGAUUCAAUACUGUAAUAGAUAUUUACUCAAUAAAAGAUUCUG
Messenger RNA from Budorcas taxicolor (takin), 2062 nucleotides. RefSeq names its product MYC target 1 (gene MYCT1). The record is from RefSeq and is a predicted model, not a curated record. The coding region runs from base 1 to 678 and encodes 225 amino acids. Gene Ontology annotation, cellular component: nucleoplasm. The transcript has 2 exons. Lineage: Eukaryota; Metazoa; Chordata; Mammalia; Artiodactyla; Bovidae.